This is a messenger RNA of Helianthus annuus (common sunflower), 777 nucleotides long. RefSeq names its product probable ubiquitin-conjugating enzyme E2 16. NCBI's taxonomy places the organism in Eukaryota, Viridiplantae, Streptophyta, Magnoliopsida, Asterales, Asteraceae. The transcript is spliced from 6 exons. Bases 129 to 614 code for a protein of 161 amino acids. The record is from RefSeq and is a predicted model, not a curated record.
UUCAAUUAUUGAUAUAUGUGAAUAAAAAGUCAAAGAUGAAAAGUUAAUACAUGUCAGCCACUUAAAGGAUCCGUUAAUAAAACCUUGAUCACCAUCACACCUAUCUAUCAGCCUCUCCUCCGUCCGCCAUGACCGGCUCCUCCACUUCUUCCCGCAAGGUAUUGAGCAAGGUAGCUAGCAUUCGAAUUCAAAAGGAGUUGGCUGAGUGGCAGCUCGAUCCUCCUCCUGGUUUUCUACACAAAGUCACCGACGAUCUUCAAAGGUGGGUGAUUGAAGUGUAUGGAGCUCAGGGGACACUUUAUGCUAAUGAAAAAUUCCAGCUACAAGUUGAUCUGCCUGAGCAUUAUCCUAUGGAAGCACCUCAGGUUAUAUUUUUGCAUCCAGCUCCUGUACAUCCGCACAUUUAUAGCAAUGGCCAUAUUUGUCUAGAUAUUCUAUACGACUCGUGGACACCAGCCAUGACUAUCGGCUCUGUCUGUAUAAGCAUUCUGUCCAUGCUUUCAAGCUCAACAGUAAAGGAACGCCCCGAAGGUAAUGAUCGCUAUGUUGAAAAAUGUAGAUAUGGUAAAUCUCCCAAGGAAACUAGAUGGCGGUUUCAUGACGAUAAAGUUUAGUGCAAAUUGAAGUGACCCAUGAAGACAUUUGGUUUGACUGUAAAUGUGUUUGUUUCACUCAAGGCAUCUUUAAACCUGCUUUUUCUGGGUUUUGACACUUCUAUUUAUGGUGACUAUCAAAUAUUGCAUCAGUUAUUGAAAAAAAAAUGCAUUAUAUUCGCUA